UCAAGGUCAGUGGCGUCCACACUCUCUUAACCUAACAAUUUGUAAAAUUGUAAGAAUCUAUUUUAUUUAUUUUUGUGCAAAUUUGUGUAAUUUGCAUAAUCUCCUAAUAAACGCUAAGAUGCAUGUAAACGAAUUUAUAAUUUUUUUACUCAUAAUUUUACAAUGUACUGUGAUUUUUUGUUUCGAUCCAUUUUCUAUCGGUUCGGCAGCUGUAGUAGGAAUAGGUUCCUAUCUCUACGAUAAAACCUAUUGUAAGUGGAAAGAAUGUUGUACGGACAAAGAAAUUCCAGGAAAUGUUAACCAAUUAGAAGCACUGUUAAAGUCUAAAGUGUAUGGGCAACAUUUAGCCGAAGAGAUAAUCGUUAAAGCUUUAAAGUCACAUUGGGAUGAAAGGUAUCAGCCUUCGAAAGCAUUGACUCUCAGUUUUCAUGGUUGGCCGGGUGGUGGAAAAAAUUAUGUAACAGGGUUUAUAAAGGAGGCUUUAUUUACUUUGGGUGGUGCUAGUGACCAUGUCCAUCAUUUUGUCAGUCGAAUUAACUUUCCAGAAGAAUCGAAAGUUGCACAAUACCAAAGAGAUUUAUACGAAUGGAUUAAAUCUAACGUGACAAAAUGUCCGAAACAACUUUUUGUAUUUGAUGAAGUAGAUAAAGCACCAGAAUACCUUUUAAAUAUAAUUAAACCUCUAAUUGAUUAUAACGCAUAUGUCGCUAAGGUGGAUUAUCGAAAAUCGAUAUUUAUAUUCUUAUCGAACACCGGGGAGUCGUUAAUAACUGAUCAAAUGAUAAAACUGCAUCACAGUGGAAUUCCCAGGAAAGAUAUUCAGUUGCAAGAUUUUGAAAAUUUGAUUAUCAAAGGAGCCUUUAAUGAACAUGGUGGUUUCCAUCAUUCUGACACUAUCAAAAGUAAUUUAAUAGAUCAUUAUGUGCCAUUCCUACCACUAGAAAUGGAACAUGUAAGAGCAUGUAUAAUAGAUCAGUUUCGAAUGAGAGGGGUAAAUCGUCCGUCAGAAGACGAUGUACUGUCUAUUUUGGAGUUUGUUGAAUGGGGACCGUCACCGGAUAAUCUGUACUCAAAGACAGGUUGCAAACGAAUUAGCCAAAAAGUAGCCUUAAUUGUUCAUACGCAUUGGAGAUGAACACUUUUGCUAUAGUAUUUAUUAAAUAAUAACUUGUGAUAUAAAAUGUCAUAAUGCCAUUUAAUUGAACUAUUCCAAUUUUACUUUA
Molecule: messenger RNA, 1223 nt
Organism: Photinus pyralis (common eastern firefly)
Lineage: Eukaryota; Metazoa; Arthropoda; Insecta; Coleoptera; Lampyridae
Product: torsin-1B-like
Exons: 5
Coding region: 119-1135 (338 amino acids)
Biological process (GO): cellular response to misfolded protein
Molecular function (GO): ATP hydrolysis activity; ATP binding
Source: RefSeq, a predicted model, not a curated record